Molecule: messenger RNA, 4385 nt
Organism: Bacillus rossius redtenbacheri
Lineage: Eukaryota; Metazoa; Arthropoda; Insecta; Phasmatodea; Bacillidae
Product: xanthine dehydrogenase/oxidase-like
Exons: 27
Coding region: 58-3897 (1279 amino acids)
Molecular function (GO): FAD binding; iron ion binding; 2 iron, 2 sulfur cluster binding
Source: RefSeq, a predicted model, not a curated record
GGCACCAGUCGCCGCCUAACGGUCCUCCAGGUAGCGUCGUCGUCGUCCUUGCUCGCGAUGUGGAGCUUCUGGGCCUCUUCCCCGCCGCCGACCUCCGAGUUCUUCUCCAAGUACGAUGACAAGGUCACCUUCAGAAUCAAUUCGAAGAAAUAUACAGUGGACGCCGGCGUGCCGCCCAACACGUCGCUGAACGCCUUCAUCCGGCAGCAGGCGGGGCUGCGCGGCACCAAGAGCAUGUGUCUGGAGGGCGGCUGCGGCGCCUGCGUGGUGGCCGUCACCGCCCCCGACCCCGUCUCCGCCGCCCGGCGCACCUUCGCCGUCAACUCGUGCCUGGUGCUGGUGUUCUCGUGCCACGGCUGGGAAGUCACCACCGUGGAGGGCAUCGGCGGCAAGAAGGACGGCUACAGCAAGGUGCAGACCACCCUGGCGCACAUGAACGGCACCCAGUGCGGCUACUGCUCGCCCGGCAUGGUCAUGAACAUGUACAGCUUGCUGGAGGCCAAGGCGCAGGGCGUCAAGAUGGCGGAGGUGGAGAACUCGUUCGGCGGCAACUUGUGCCGCUGCACGGGCUACCGGCCCAUCCUCGAUGCCUUCAAGUCGCUGUGCGUGGACGCGCCGCCCGCGCUGCGCCGCCGGUGCGCCGACAUCGAGGACCUGUACAGCUCGGUGUGCCCCAAGAGCGGGCAGCCCUGCGCGCGGGAGUGCGGGGGCGAAGACCGCGAGAAGCCCGCGGCGGUGUACGUCACGCUGCCGGGCUCCUACUGGUGCAGGGUGACCACCCUCGCCGACAUAUUCGAGGUCAUGAACAAGAUGGGUGACGUCACCUACAUGCUGGUCAGCGGCAACACGGCGCACGGGGUGUACAGGAGGCGGACGGAGCCGCAGGUGUUCGUCGACGUAAACGGCGUGAAGGAGCUGAAGACCAUCAGCAGCGAGGAUGGGCUCUCGAUGGGCGCUAACGUCUCGCUCACGGACGCCAUGGAGAUGCUGUACAAGAUGGCCGACCGCAGGCCGGAGUACGCCUACACCAGGGCGCUCGCCGACCACAUCGACCUGAUCGCCAACGUCCCCGUCAGGAACGCUGGAACGUUAGCUGGGAACCUAUCUAUCAAGCACCAAUACAAUGAAUUCCCCUCUGAUGUGUUCUUAAUCUUGGAAACCGUUGGAGCGAAGCUGACCAUUGUUGAUAAAAUGGGGAACACUGAAGUUGUCAGUCCACAAGAAUAUCUCAAGUUGGACAUGAAAGGGAAAGUAAUGAAGCAGAUAUCUUUUCCUAAAUUAGAUAAAUGCAAUGUGGUCAAAACUUUCAAGAUAAUGCCGAGGGCUCAGAACGCGCAUGCGUACGUGAACGCUGGGUUCCGUUUCAAACUGUGCGACGACGGCAGCGAGAACAUCAUCGAACCUCCGACUGUGGUCUUCGGAGGAAUAAACCCGAAAUUCAUCCACGCCAGCAAGACGGAGGAGUUCCUCAGCGGCAAGGCGCUGUCCGACGAGGCGGUGAUGAGGCAGGCGGUGACGACGUUGGACGGCGAGCUGCAGCCGGACAGCUCCCCGCCGGACGCCUCCGCCGCCUACAGGAGCGGCCUCGCCAAGGCCCUGCUCUACAAGUGCUUCCUGGGCGUGGCGGCCGACAAGGUGGACCGGAGGUAUGUGAGCGGCGGCAGCCUGCUGGAGCGGCCUCUGUCCUCGGGCAGCCAGAAGUACGAGACGGACAAGUCCCUGUGGCCGCUGGGACAGCCCGUGCCCAAACUGGAGGCGCUCACGCAGUGCUCGGGGGAGGCGAGGUACGUGAACGACCUGCCGCCGGCGCCGGGGGAGCUGUUCGCGGCCUUCGUGCUGACGCGCGUGGGGCAGGGGACCCUGGCCGGCGUCGACCCCUCCGAGGCGCUGAAAAUACCAGGUGUCAUAAAAUGUUUCACUGCGGAAGACAUUCCAGGGAAGAAUAACUUCACACCUCACAUUUUUAUCUUUUUCGAAGACGAACCGGUGUUCUGCAGCGGGCGCAUCACGCACGCGGGGCAGGCAGCCGCGCUGGUGGUAGCCGAGUCGCAGCAGCUGGCCAACAUGGCGGCGGCCAAGGUCAAGCUGACCUACCGCGACGUGACCCGCCCCGUGGUGUCCCUGCGCGAGGCCAUCCGCGGCGACCCGCGGCGCCUGCGCACCGAGAAGACCGUGCACGCCAAGUACACCAGAGAGGACGAGGUGUCGCACGUGGUGAAGGGCAGCUUCGACCUGGGCGGCCAGUACCACUUCACGAUGGAGACGCAGACGUGCCUGUGCGUGCCCACCGAGGACGGCAUGGACGUGUUCGCCGCCACGCAGUGGAUGCACCUCACGCAGGUCGCCGUGGCCGAGGCGCUGGGCGUGCCCGAGAACAGCAUCAACGUGCAGGUGCGGCGGCUGGGCGGGGCCUACGGCGCCAAGAUCUCGCGCGCCACCCACGUGACCGUCGCCUGCGCCGUGGCCGCCCACUCGCUGCAGCGGCCCGUGCGCAUCGCCAUGCUGCUCGAGUCCAACAUGGAGGCCAUGGGCAAGCGGCACCAGGUCGCCUCCGACUACGAGGUCGGCGUGGACUCGGAGGGACACAUCAAGUACCUGAAGUGCGACUUCUACGAGAACUACGGCACGGCGAUAAACGAGCCCGUGGUCGACCAGUCCCUGGAGCACAUGAAGAGCUGCUACGACAGCGCCACGUGGUCCAUGAUGGGCAAGGCGGUGAAGACGGACAUCCCGUCCAACACGUACUGCAGGGCGCCCAGUUCUACGGAGGGUAUUGCUGUCAUAGAGACCAUCAUGGAGCACAUUGCGAAGACUGUCAAAAAGGACGCAACUGACGUUCGUUUGAAAAAUAUGAAUCCUGCAAACAACCCCAUCCCAGGCAUGAUAAAAGACAUCAAAACAUCAUCCAAUUACGAGGCCAGGAAGAAAAAUGUCGAAGAUUUCAACAAAGUGAACCGCUGGAAGAAGCGCGGCAUCUCGCUGGUGCCGAUGGGCUACCCCUUCCAGGCGUUCGGCAACUUCGCGGCCAUGGUGUCCGUGUACGGCCAGGACGGCACGGUCGCCGUGGUGCACGGCGGGAUCGAGUGCGGGCAGGGGAUAAACACGAAGGUGGCGCAGGUGACGGCCCACGGUUUGGGGAUCCCCCUGGACAUGGUCAGCAUCAAAGCAAGCAACACCAUGAUAACACCGAACGGGAUGGUCACUGGUGGCAGCAUGACCAGUGAAUCUUGUUGCUAUGCGGCAAUGAAGUGCUGCGAGACACUCCUGGAACGUCUGAAGCCAUUCAGGACCAGCGACAAGGAGCAGACGUGGAAGGAGUUGGUGCUGACUGCGUUCAUGAGCAUGGUGGACCUCAGCGCAACCUACAUGUUCUCGCCCCGGGACGGUGUGAAGCCCUACACGAUCUGGGGCGCGACUGUGGUCGAAGUGGAGGUAGACAUUCUCACGGGCCAACACCAGGUGUCGAGAGUCGACAUCCUCGAAGACGCCGGCAAGAGCAUGAGUCCCGAGGUCGACAUCGGGCAAGUGGAAGGAGCGUUCGUGAUGGGUCUGGGCUACUGGUUGCACGAGGAGUUGGUCUACAACGAAGAGACGGGGGAGCUGAUGACUAACAGGACCUGGAACUACAAGCCCCCGGGAGCGAAAGAUAUUCCUAUUGAUUUCAGAGUAGAACUGAGAAGAGAUGCUCCCAACCCGUUUGGAGUUCUCCGCUCGAAAGCCACUGGUGAGCCACCGCUGUGCAUGAGCUACGGUGCGGUUAUUGCCGUGCGGAACGCUCUCGCCUCUGCAAGGACAGACGCUGGAGCGGAAGACGAGUGGUUCCAAAUGAAUGGACCUGUGACAGCUGAACACAUUUUCCUCAACAGCUUGACAACUGACGAGCAGUUCUCUUACUAAAGAAAUGAACGCACUACCACAUGAUGUGGAUGGGAACAAAUCUCAACUACGUGUAGCCAAGGUGACGGAAUAGCUGCGUGCUGGUUGUCAGCAACAUUAUAAACACAGCUAAAUCUUCAGAAGAGACAGAGGCACAAAUCCUACACAAGUGCACGGUAAUUUGCUACAGUAUAAUGUAGAUUAAAAAAUAAUAUGUUAAAUAAUGGUUGUAUUCAACAUCACUGAGGGAUGGCAAAUAUUACUCAAAGUAUCUGUCUAUAAAAAUAAAAAUGCAAAAGAAAAUAUAUAUAGUAAUUAUUGCAGUAAAAACUCUCAAUAAUUUUUCAAUUUUUACAUAUUUACUUUGGAUAGCACAAUCACAAAAUGUAAUUUUCUAAUCAUUGCCAAGAAACUUUUUGACUGUGUCAAGAGUUUGUAUUAAAAAAAAUAAGAAAAAAAAAUUCCCCCCAUAUGUGUUUUUAAAAGUAUCAUUGUCAAAAGUUUUUUUU